Molecule: messenger RNA, 1517 nt
Organism: Rhagoletis pomonella (apple maggot)
Lineage: Eukaryota; Metazoa; Arthropoda; Insecta; Diptera; Tephritidae
Gene: Sbp2
Product: selenocysteine insertion sequence-binding protein 2
Exons: 4
Coding region: 82-1314 (410 amino acids)
Biological process (GO): selenocysteine incorporation
Cellular component (GO): ribonucleoprotein complex
Molecular function (GO): selenocysteine insertion sequence binding; mRNA 3'-UTR binding; ribonucleoprotein complex binding
Source: RefSeq, a predicted model, not a curated record
UAAAGGAACUCAAAAAAACAAAUUUUUAGUCCAAAGAAUGAUCAAGGUCACUUCUCUUUUUUGUACAAUCCAAAAACUGUAAUGACGGUUCAAUGUACUAGAGAUGUCUGUUUAAAAAAAAACAUCGAUACAUCGUCUAUUUAUAUAUCGUGUCUAAAAUUUUCGAUGCAUCGAAACAAAACAUCGAUAUUUCGAUGCAUCGAUGUUUUUUCGAUAUCCCUAGUUGACAUGGUUGUUUACAAAAUUUAUUGGGGAUUAGAAACAAUCAAGGAACAAUCAUUCGGGAAGCGCCUGCUCAGAAAAAUGUCAAAUUUGAAUAAAUCUACUUCCGAUAAACUACAUAUAAUCGACAGAAAAACAUUCGAGUGUAUCCAAAACCAACAGAAUACGGCUAACGUUGAACCGUUCCGCAAAAUCCGUAAUUCAAAGUUUCGGAAAAAGAACCCGGCGGAAGGAGGACAUGGUGCUUCUUUUAAUUUGAUGCAGUUUCUUACAAAAACACCCAAGCAAAAACAGAAGGCAAAAAAACUCAAGCGCCACGCUGUCUGUAAAUUUGGAAGACAUACCGAUAAGGCAAGGAAGAAAAGGGGUAAAACUAGGGAAGGGGGCAAACGGAAAAAGCUUUCUAGGCUAAAGAAAGCUAUCUUCCGGUGCAGAAAACGGAAAAGUCAGAGGGAAUCUAGUGUUGAACAAAGUGCUGAGUUACUAAAAGAAACUGCGGAUAAAAUUUCAGCGCUGACUAUAGAUUCAAAAGAUGAAAAAAAUAACACGAAACGUAUCACUCCUAAGCAUAAUCAAGGGAUUGUAAAAACAUUGCACUCCAGGCGAUUCCGCAGACUGAGUCUUACAGAUUUAAGAUUACUAUUGCACAGUUAUUGCGAUAAUUGCACCACACCGAUGCUAGCUGAAUUAACGGAGGAAUUACUUCGAGAACUGGAUCGCUUUCAAAAACGUGCCUUAUCUCAAAAUGCAAUAAAAGCCCAUGCACAUCGGCGUUUUGUUGUAGGGAUUCGAGAAACGCAGAGCUACUUACUUGUAAACAAAGUAAAACUGAUUAUUAUUGCACCAGAUUGCGAAAUCUGCGAGGGCGAAGACGGGCUAGACGCUAAAAUUUCCAAUAUUAAAAGCCAAUGCCAGCAGCAGAGCAUUCCUUAUCUAUUUGCAUUGCGUCGGCGGCAACUGGCAUAUGCCUUAUUUAAAAAAGCUCCAAUAAGUUGUGUUGCUAUACUUGAUUAUGAUGGAGCUCGUGAAGUGUUUUCCAAAUUGUUGGCAGCAUUGGUAAAAGCUCGGCAAUCUUAUGAAGAUCUCACGUGAUGCAGAGUGGAUUCAGCAAUGCUACUACAACAAUGUAACGUUGACAACUAUCAGGAAAGAUUCGAAUAAAUAAUAACCAAAUAUCGUUAUGCAAAGUUAUUAUAAUUAAAAUACACUACUUGUCAAAACGCGCCUAAUAUCAAAAAGAAUACCAAAAAACUUCGAUUGUUUCUUAUCCAAUUUUUUUUUAACACAUGUAAAUA